AUGUCCGAUCACGAUGAAGUUGCCUCUGGCUCGGGUUAUAACACCCCCGUCCCAGAGCUUGACGACCACCGCCACCAGAUCUCAUCCGCUCAGAAGGUUGAUCGCCCUCGCCGCGGUACCGUUGAUACCCUAUAUGGGUCCCGCCAGCAUCUGCAGCCGGCUGCUCCCUAUUCGCCUUCCGAUGUCCGAGUACGAGAUUUCGAAGAAGCAGUACUCGACGAAGAUGAUGAAGGUGUAUCCCCGUUGACGCCGCACAGCCGCAGGCCUACUUUUAAUUCUACCAACGAACAGCAGCGUGCCGUGUCUCCCCCGAACUCGGUCAAAGCGUUCGCAGAAGCUCGUCGCCGCGAACGUGCCCUCUCCAUCACAGAUGUUCGCGCGCAAAAGUCUGAUGAGGGUGAGGCUCUUCAGCGGACCUGUUCUUCUACCAGUCGCAACAGCCGUGUAAGCCAACGCUCCGGCCGUAGCAGGCCUGGUACUUUUCUUGCCGACGACGGAGCAAGUUUAGCAACCAACAAAACUGCGGAGGACGAUGUGUGUUUCCCCGUGCAAGAAGAGCAUCGCCGCGACCAGCUACAUAUCGAUUUCGACUACCUUGAGAACUUCAUCGCAUCCGAAAACGCUGCACGCAAGGAAAGCUUCGACGCUCAAGAGGCCGUUCGAGUAUUCCCAAAUUUAAGACAGAAUUCAGUAACUCCUCCUCCGCCUAUGAUUACCGUCGAUGGCGACUUCAUCAAUAUUCCAUCAGGUUUGUCGGAUGUCGACCACGAGAAAAUGCCACAGGCGCCCGAGAUACAAGAAGCAACGCCAAAACCGAUCGAUAAAGAGCACCUAGACCCUAACCGCUUUAGCUUUUUCUCUUCCGCAUGGGAAUCUACUAUCCAUGCCGCCGAAUUCGGAGACCUGGUCCUUCCAGGCGAGGAUUUGCGUGGUCUCUUCACUCUACCUCGGGACGAGCCGGAUGGCGUGUGGUGGUUAAACGUCAACAGGCCAUCUGAAGAGGAGGUCCGGGCUCUAUGCAAGGCCUUCGGGGUACACCCCCUAACGAUUGAGGAUAUCACGACUCAGGAGCCCCGCGAGAAGAUCGAAAUUUUCCCAUCGUAUUAUUUUGCCUCAUUCCGGUCCUUUAACGUCGUCCAAGACGAUGACGGCCCCGACUACGAGCCGUAUAAUAUUUACGUUGUGGUCUUCCGCGAAGGUACCCUCAGUUUUAGCUUUUUGCCAAACACCCACGCCUCUCUGGUCCGAAAGAGAAUCUCAAGCCUGAAGGAUUACGUUUCCUUGAGCAGUGAUUGGAUCUGCUACGCUCUGAUUGAUAACAUCGUCGAUUCAUUCGCUCCUGCGAUUGACAGGGUGGAGUCACUCACCAUGUCCAUCGAAGAUUCGAUCUUUGUCGCCCGGCCAACUGACAACAAUCUAUUCCUACGCAAGCUCGGCAACGUCCGCAAGAAUACCCUAGCUCUCAUGCGAGGACUCGGUGGCAAGGCCGACAUCUUGAAGGGCUUCACCAAACGCUGCAAUGAAGACUACAAAGUCACACCACGGAUGGAUAUAGGCAUGUACCUUGGCGACAUCCAAGAUCACGUCGUCACGAUGAUGACCAACCUCACCCACUUCGAGAAGAUCCUAUCCCGCGCCCACAGCAAUUACAUCGCCCAGUUAACCAUGGAUAGUAUUACGCAAGGAACGGAGACUAAUGCAGGGCUGAGCAAGAUCACGUUUUUAGCUACUAUCAUCGUGCCGCUCAACGUCGUCACGGGUCUAUUCGGCAUGAACGUCCAUGUUCCUUUCCAGGAUGACGAGAACAUCACUGCUUUCCUCGUCAUCUUAGGAUGUCUUAUCUUCUUCUGUACAACCUGUCUAAUCAUCGCGCGCAGGAUACGGCUUAUCUAG
This is a messenger RNA of Daldinia childiae, 1893 nucleotides long. Its product is annotated as putative metal ion transporter C27B12.12c. The record is from RefSeq and is a predicted model, not a curated record. Lineage: Eukaryota; Fungi; Ascomycota; Sordariomycetes; Xylariales; Hypoxylaceae. Gene Ontology annotation, biological process: intracellular magnesium ion homeostasis; magnesium ion transmembrane transport. Gene Ontology annotation, molecular function: magnesium ion transmembrane transporter activity. The transcript has 2 exons. Gene Ontology annotation, cellular component: plasma membrane. The coding region runs from base 1 to 1893 and encodes 630 amino acids.